Molecule: messenger RNA, 1623 nt
Organism: Teleopsis dalmanni
Lineage: Eukaryota; Metazoa; Arthropoda; Insecta; Diptera; Diopsidae
Gene: 5PtaseI
Product: inositol polyphosphate-5-phosphatase A
Exons: 10
Coding region: 108-1580 (490 amino acids)
Biological process (GO): phosphatidylinositol dephosphorylation
Molecular function (GO): inositol-polyphosphate 5-phosphatase activity
Source: RefSeq, a predicted model, not a curated record
UAUCAGCCAGCAAUUCGUGUGUAUACAAACAUAAUAAAAUUAAAGGUAGUUUGUAGGCGAGUGUGCACUCCAAAGUGUGUGCUGCUUUGAUUAUAAACUAUAAAAAUAUGCAAAAAGAAAAAUCUUCAAUGUGUACUGAGUUCCAAAAAUUGCUUGACGAAAAAUACUGUCCAUCGAUUUUGUUAGUUACAGCCAAUGUUGGUAGCAUUUUUGAAGAUUCGCCUAGAUUACUACAUCUUUGGUUAGAUGAAUUUCUGCAAAAAAUAGAAGAGUUACAACCGAAAUUUCUUGCACUACAUCUUCAAGAAGUUGGUGGAAAAACAUAUGAAAAAUCUUCUAAUCAUGUGAAGGAAUUCAUUGAUUAUUUAUGUGGAGCAAAAGUAAUGACUGAAUUCAUUUAUAUGCGAAUUUAUAUGGAUGAAAACUAUAACUCUGUGGAAAAUUUUACUGCUUUAGGUAAUUUAUACUUUGUCCACAAAAAUUUAGAAAAUAUUAAAAUUUGGAAUUUCUCAAACAAUAAUUGGGAAUAUGGAAGAGAAAAAUAUAUUUAUACAGGAAAUAUAGAGACAGUUUCCACAAAAGAAAAAUCUAAGUUUCCGCAACAUUUUUUUCCAGAGUGUAAAUGGUCAAGGAAGGGGUUUAUGCGUACUCGAUGGGAAAUCGAGGGAACAGUUAUCGAUUUUGUAAACAUACAUUUGUUUCACGAUGCAUCAAAUUUAGCCGCCUGUGAACAAUUUCCUUCGGUGUACUGCAGUUCGCGAAGACGAGCUUUAAUAUAUACAUUAAAGAGAUUUCAUUUGGAUGACAAAAACUUACUUGCACCAUAUUUUGUUUUUGGUGAUUUCAAUUUUCGAUGCGACACGCAGGGAGUUAUUAAAGAGUUAGCCAACAACUUAACAGUUCAUCGAAUUCAAAAUAAUAAAAAGGAAAAUUCUAAAAUUGUUUACCGAAAUUCUGAAGGAGAUAAUGUACUUACUAUUGGCAAAAAGGAAUUCAAUUAUUUGCAACAUCAAGUGAUAUUUAAAGAGUCAUGGAUGAAAAAAUAUGAUAGGGAGUUGGAAACAUUAAAAGAUAUAUUAAUAGAGUUUCCGAUAAAAUUUCCGCCAUCAUAUCCAUAUGAAGAAGACCCAGAUAAACCCUCGAAUUAUAUGUCAACUCGUUGUCCUGCUUGGUGCGAUCGUAUUUUAAUGAGUCCAGAAGCUAAACAUUUAAUUAUGGAAGAUCUUAAUAGUUCGUAUUUAUAUGACAUCGUUGGCAGAAAUGUGUGUAUGGGAGAUCAUAAGCCUAUUUACUUAAAGAUUCGAUUGAAGACAAACCAAGGAUUAUCUUCUCGAUUAACAGAUGUAACAAAGAAAUUGAAAGAAAUUGAUUGCGAUGAAACGCGAAGUUCAAUUAGUAGGGGAAACCUAUAUCAAGACGAUGAACACACUAUGGUUGUUCCAAGUCGUUAUGUGCAAAUAACAAAACUUUCUAAGAAAGUUUCAAAUGAUUGCUCUAAGAGUAAGGAAGAAGGCUUACUGGUUAGUGAGAAUCGAAAUAUUGCAGAACAUAAUUUCAUAUUUAAAGAAACUACAGUAUAAACCUAUUUUAAAUAAUAUCUGUAUAACAUUAAAUUUUGAAUAA